UCAUCACACUCGGCACUUCUUCUCUUACGGUGUACCUUAUUAUUCCUGAUACCGCAGUACAGUAGUGGUCGACUAGACUCCGGUAUAUCAGCGGGAUUAAUGAUAAUAAUCAAACAAUCACAAACAAAGGACAGCUAGACGUUCCGAUCUCAUCUAGAUUGCAUUGAGAGCACCAAGGGAAAAGCUCCUGGCUUUGCCGUGAGACGUGCCACACGCUGCGACCGGCAUUAUUCCUGGAGACGGCGACACGUGCUUGUUUGACAAGUGACAGAGAGGCGCUCCGUGCGUGCAGAGAGUGUAUAGGGUAUACUGUACGGUCGGAGUGGGGAGAUAGGUACGAAGGGGAAGAGGACAAGUAGUGACGGACGAUAUACCUGUAUCGGCACACAGAUAACAGAAAUUGCGAUUUGCUGCUGUCCUCUGCAGUCCCGUCCGCACCCUCGACCAUCACCACCGCCACCACCACCACCAUCACCACGACUACUACUACCAUUCUACCACCACCCACAUCACCAUCACCACCACCUCGCACUCUCCUGUGCGACGCACGACUGUCCCACCUCCACGGACGAUUGGCACACUCGGGAUCAAUUUGGGCAACAGGCGAUCAGUGGCAGUCGGUCGGUGGAGAAAGACGGCGGCGGAAAAGAUAGCACAACAAGAAAAAGCAAAGGCAGAGAGACAAGAGUGCGACAAGCCUCUACUAACUAGGCCCGCGACUAAGCCAGAGCCGCCAGACAGACCACGGUGACCACCCAGCAGGCACCUCCGAUAGCCGCAUCUAGUCCAAUAGAUUUCUACCUUGCUCCUUGCUCGCAUAAUCUUGCACGCAUCCACCCUGCCCUGCACCAGCCUUCCUUCGCAGUUCGCACCACCGCACGGCGCCGCACGCACGACAGGACCCUCCCGUCGCUCUGGAGAGGGACUAGCUGGCCUGACUGCCUGCCUGUCUGCCUGUCGGCCUCCACCCUCCACCUACUAAGCGAAUUUCCCCAGCAGAAAACGCAAAAGUGGCCUACCACAACACCGAGACGGCCUCGGGCGCAGAAGCCACCUCCAAGAUCGACUCCUCGAAUCACCGCCGACGCACCUCCCGCACCGCUCUCCAUGCCCCCGGAGUAGGCUUGGUCUUCCAGGAUCCCGCUGCUGCUGCUGCUGGCGGGUCUGCACCCUCGCAGCAGCCCUCGUACUUUCUCGAGGAGGACGUCGCCCGCUUCCCAAUGUCGCUCGAUCGCAGUCCAUCUCCGCGCCGGGAAGGAGGCUGGGCGAGUCCAGGGCUGAGCACUCCUCCGCUAGAAGCGGACGGGCGGUCACGAGGAGUCAGUCCGGCGAUUGGCAUCAAUGGCAAUGUCUCCUGGGCCAGUGCAAAAGAACGGUCGGCGAGGGUGAAUGGCUAUCCCAGUUACCAGAGCACAAAUAAGGGCUUCUUUGGGAGAUUUGGGCGCAAAUUGAGCAUGAGCCUGCCUUUUGCACAUGGUGGACAGGAAGAGCGGAUAGCGGAAAAAGGACGGCGUGAAAGAGGGAGACCGGGAGCUCGGCCGAUGCUGGCAGAGCUGCCUCGGAGGUUGUUGCUGCUGGUGUCGAGGAGGCGGAAACUUAUUGGCUUCUUGGUGACGGUAUUAGCGUUGCUGUUCUUAUUCUGGUCUCCUGUCAAAUCGUGGUACAGGAGAACAUCAUGGCUGGGAGGUGGAUCCAAGUUCGUCAUCAUAUUGGGUGCGAAUCAAGGCGGAGGUGUGAUGGAGUGGAAAGGCGCGAGAGAGUGGGCGAUUGAGAGGGAUAGCGUGAAGAACAAGAAAAAGUAUGCUGCGAAAUGGGGGUACGAUCUUCACAUUGUGGACAUGAGCACGAAGAAGCGCUAUGCACACGAAUGGCGAGAGAGCUGGGAAAAGGUGGACAUUAUCCGCAAUACCAUGAAGAAGUAUCCCCAAGCUGAGUGGUUUUGGUGGCUCGAUCUCAAUACCUUCAUCAUGGAGCCCGAAUACUCGCUCCAACGACACAUUUUCAACGAACUGGGCAAGACGACGUACCGCGACAUCAACAUCUACAACCCGUUGAAGAUCCAACAUCCGCCCAAUGGCACGUCUGACAAGGCCGACGCCCCGCAAUACAUCAAUUAUCUGGACGACGAAUCAUUGUCGGCAGUGGGAGAUGGCAAGGCCGAGAGCAUCAACCUCAUUGUGCCUCAAGACUGCGGAGGCUUCAACUUGGGAUCAUUCUUCGUGCGGCGAAGUGCGUGGACCGACUAUGUGCUUGACAUCUGGUGGGAUCCAGUCUUUUACGAGCAGAGGCAUAUGGAGUGGGAGCACAAGGAGCAAGAUGCAUUGGAGUACAUUUACACCAACCAACCAUGGAUACGUCCACACGUCGCGUUUGCGCCCCAACGGAAGAUCAACGCGUUCCCCAACGGAGCCUGUGGCGACGAUCGUGGUCUGCCCUCUGGUGGGUGCAAGGCGCUCCAGAUUGGAGAGGACAUGAAAGAGUGCGGGAUCCAGGGGAUUCAUUACCAAGAGGAAGAACGGGACUUUCUCGUAAACAUGGCGGGCUGCGAAUGGGGCCGCGAUUGUUGGGGCGAAAUUUACAAUUUCCGGCAGUUGAGCAACCAUUUGAACAGGAAUCCGUGGGAAAAGUUCAAAGACGGCAUUUCGGAUGCAUGGACGGGAAAAGCGAAACAGGAUCGGGAGAAGAAGGAACAGGAGAAGGCGGAGAGAGCGGCCAAAGAGCAGCAGGCGGCAGAAGAAGCGCGACAACAAGAAGAAGAAGAGCAGAAGCAGCAGCAGCAGCAACAGGGGACAGAAGGCGAGGGAGCAGCGCAGCAGCAGCAACAACAACAACGACAACAAUAGCAUCGUUGUGGCCGAGAAGGCUUCGAACAAGGAAGUCGAAGUUUUGUGUGCUAUUUAUUGGACUGGACUGGACUGGGCAACUGCAGAAAAAGAAGAGCCAGAAGAAAGUUUUUCGCUUUUGCCUCUUUUCUAUCUGUCUGUCUGUCCAUCUGUCUCCUGGCCACCUGUCUUGCUGCCUGUCUGUCUGUGAGAGUCUUGCAAGCUUCUCUCUCUCUCUCUCUCUUAUCUCAUCUCUGGAAUACGUUCAAGCGAUUUUAGUUUAUUUUAUUUUUCGGAUUCAAUGGGGAUCUUUGGGGUCUCUCCAAUAUCCAUAUUUACCUUACC
Molecule: messenger RNA, 3167 nt
Organism: Sphaerulina musiva SO2202
Lineage: Eukaryota; Fungi; Ascomycota; Dothideomycetes; Mycosphaerellales; Mycosphaerellaceae
Product: glycosyltransferase family 34 protein
Exons: 3
Coding region: 1221-2843 (540 amino acids)
Biological process (GO): protein N-linked glycosylation
Cellular component (GO): Golgi membrane
Molecular function (GO): glycosyltransferase activity
Source: RefSeq, a predicted model, not a curated record